Messenger RNA from Diorhabda sublineata, 2511 nucleotides. RefSeq lists its product as uncharacterized. The record is from RefSeq and is a predicted model, not a curated record. Gene Ontology annotation, molecular function: RNA binding; SH3 domain binding. Lineage: Eukaryota; Metazoa; Arthropoda; Insecta; Coleoptera; Chrysomelidae. The coding region runs from base 99 to 2279 and encodes 726 amino acids. Gene Ontology annotation, cellular component: cytosol; membrane. The transcript is spliced from 7 exons.
UAAAAGAGAAGAAAACCUAACCUUACUUGUAUGUUUGGAUUUGGUUGAAAACAUUUAUUAGUUUAUUUGAUAUUUGAAUAUAUUUUUAUUUUAACAUAAUGGAUAAUGGGGAUAAGCAGUUCCCUAACAGACGAGAUGGAUAUUACCAGUAUGGGUAUAACAAAUAUCGGUAUCACAAAGAUUACAGAAAUAGAUAUGGUCAUACAUUCAAACAGAAUUUUGCACCGCGGUUUCGAGAAAAAAGAAAAUUAGUAAAAAAUAAUGAUUCUGAAACAGUGUCCAGCUCUCAUUCACCUGAUAUUGGCAGUGAAGAGUACAUGACUCAAAAAAUAAAGGAAACAAGUGCUAUAAUAAUGCGACACUUGUUGACUCCAGAAGAUAACAUUAUUCCUUCAAAGAAUGCUAGAAAUGUUGAAUUACCAGAAAAUGAUACUCCCGCAGUUCAAGUAACUGAUAAGAAAAACGAGAGAAAACGAAUUCGAAACACAGGACAAUCAGAAUCUGUUGGUAAAAAAUCUUCCUUUAAUGUAAAUGAGAUUCAUAACAAAAUAAUGAACCAUAUUAGUAAUCUCAGUGAUGGAAGGAAAAAAAUUUUUAUAAGUACAGGAACUCCUGGUUAUGAUGAAGCUAUAGAUCAAAUUCUAAAACAAAGAAGACUUGAAAUUUCUAGAGCUUUAAGAAAUGUUGUUAACGAGACAUCUGAAGUAACUGAAUCUAUGCAUUGGAUUAAUUCAAUUAUUCCAGAUAUAGGUAUAAAGAUUGAAGAUCUGCCAAAAGAAAUUCUUGAAGAACUACAAUCUAGUUUUAGUAAUCAGGAAGAUUUACAAUUAUAUCCUGCAUCCCUAGAUACAAACUUACCUAAUGAUGUUAUCAAAAUGGAGGAAAAAGAUUCGCUAGUGGAAAUUACAACAAAUGAUUUAAUCCCUUCCGACACUCUGAGAGAAAAUAAAAGUGAUGUUGAUGAAAAUGUUCAGUUUCAAGAUAAGACUGUUAAAAUGGAAGAUGAUGAUGAUAAUGCUGUAAUUAUCCAAGAUGAUAAUAUAGAAACUAUAAUAAUCGAUGAUGAAGAACCAAAAAAGAAUAAAAUAUUGAAAAAUAAUCAUAAGAUGACUAGAACAAAGAAGAAAACUAUAACUAUACAGCAAUUUCUGAGAAUAAACUUUCCUAGUACCCCAAAAACAUUAAAAGCUUGUGUAGGGAGAAUGCUAAGAAUUGAUAAAUAUAUUGAACAAUUGACCCAAUAUAGGCAGAAUUUAUUUAAAGUCUCUAAAACAAAUACUGAGAGAGUCCCUAAGCAAAAGAAGAGAAAAAAAGUUGAUAAACCAGCGUGCAAAAUAAAUUUAUCAACUAAACAAUCAGAGAAAAUAAAUUCUAAUGAAAUUAAAAACCCACAAAAAAUUUUGAAUUUUGGAAAUUAUACAGAAAAAAUAUUGGUUUUAAGGAUAUGUGAGGAUAAAUUAGUGGCUGGAACAGAAAGUGGUAAAAUUUAUAUCUUCAGUCUCAGUGAUGCCAGCUGUUUAAACGAAAUACAAAUAACAACUGUUCCCAUAUCUUGCCUUCAUUUUACUAAACUAGAAGAACAUAGUAAACCUUACAUGUUCAUAGGCAGUUUUGGAUCAUAUCUCAAAGUAUAUAAUUUUUACAGCAUUAAUCUUCUACAGGACAUCUUUAUUGAAGAUAGUAUCCAGUGUAUGGAACCAAAAUGGGAAUAUUUGUUUUUAGGAUGUCUUAGAGGAACUUUAAUGAGAUACUCCAUAAAGAAACGAAUUGUUGAGUAUGAAGAAAAGUUUGAUUUGAAUCCGAUUUUUGUAUUGAGAGCUACACAAGAAGGUGCUAGAAAAGUGUUGCUUAUAGGAUCUCGAAAUUCUUCAGUUUUGAUAAGAGAUGCUAUGAGUGGAUUACAUUUAAGAACAUUGGAUACUAUGUGUCCUACCGUAUAUUGUAUAGUCUUGGAUAAACAUUUUGUAUAUUGUGGCACAACGUCCCAUGACAUUUUAAAAUUCAAUUUUCAUAAUGGCGAAAUUCAUGAGAGGUACAAAGCAACAAACUCCAAGGGGAUAGGUUGUAUGAAAAUAGUUGGAAAAUGUUUGUUUGCAAGCUGCCACAAUGGUGAUGUUUAUGUAUAUAAUGUGGAGAAUAAUAAAUUAACUGGAAAACUAAAUGGACCCGGUGGUGUAAUCAUAUCAAUGGAAGUUUUAGAAAAUCAAGUCGUUGUUGGUACGAUGUCGUGCAAAUUUUCUUCCAUUCCUAUUCCUUCAAAUAUUUUGAAUCAGAUGUAACAAUCAAUUGUUUACAGACAGAUGCCAUUCAACUAUUAUUUUUAUAAAUUAUUGGCUAGUGAUAUAGCUAUAAGGAUAGAAGUAAUGGACUCUGUAAAUAAAAAACUUAUUAUAGUACCCAUAAUAUAACACAUAAUUUAUUUUAAAAGAAUUUUUCAGGAAAUUUCAAGUGGCGUUUUUUUUAUAAUUGUAAAUUAGUAUAGUCAUUGUUCUUAUAAAAAAUAUCUAGCAA